Molecule: messenger RNA, 870 nt
Organism: Neoarthrinium moseri
Lineage: Eukaryota; Fungi; Ascomycota; Sordariomycetes; Amphisphaeriales; Apiosporaceae
Exons: 4
Coding region: 1-870 (289 amino acids)
Source: RefSeq, a predicted model, not a curated record
AUGGCAACGUCGUAUGAUCAAGUCGUUCUCUUUGGCGACUCCCUCUUCCAAGGGGCAACCGACAUCCUCGAGGGCUUCUCGUUCCAGGCGGCUCUUCAGAAGCAUUGUAUUCGUCGUCUUGACGUGGUCAACCGAGGGUUCUCCGGCUGGAACACUCAGGAUGCACUGAGGUAUUUGCCAGAGAUCUUCCCAGCCAAAGGUUCCAAUGAGACAUCCGCCCCACGGUUGAGAUACCUUCUCAUACUUCUGGGUGCGAAUGACGCCUGCUUGCCGCAUUCCUACCCGACGCAGUACUGCUCCCUGGACGAUUACCGGGCCAACCUGAAGGCCAUCAUCACGCACCCCAACAUCACAGCCCACAAGCCCACGAUCCUCCUUGUGACACCUCCGCCUCUGGACGAGACCAGGAUUCACCAGUACGAUAUCCUGGAGAACAAUCUGGAGGAACUGACUCGCAACGCUGCCAACAGCGCCAAGUAUUCCCAGGCCGCAAGAGACGUUGCGGCCGAGGUGCCCGGGACCGUCCUAGUCGACCUUCAGGACGGCCUGAUGAAGCACGCCGUUUCACUCACAGGCAAGCUGGAGUCCUUCGAGUACGACGCGGAUGGGAAGCCGCUCCUGGGCUACCUCCUGAAAGACGACGAGGGCAAGAUCAGGGGACGGCGCGGCGGGCUUGGCCAACUGCUUCCGGACGGACUGCAUCUUAGCGGCGAGGCCUACCGCGUAUUCUUCGACCUCGUCAGGCCGCACAUUGGGCCAUUCCCGGAGAAGCUCGACGACAAGGGCGAGAAAUCCGAGUUUGCCAACCCCUUUCCGGAUUGGAGGAUCCUAGCGGACGAAAGGGAGGAAGCAAAGAAAAGGUCAGCAUAG